Molecule: messenger RNA, 16174 nt
Organism: Saprolegnia diclina VS20
Lineage: Eukaryota; Oomycota; Saprolegniomycetes; Saprolegniales; Saprolegniaceae
Exons: 21
Coding region: 444-16061 (5205 amino acids)
Molecular function (GO): zinc ion binding
Source: RefSeq, a predicted model, not a curated record
CCGUGCUUGAUUUCUCGGGGCGAACGGCAGUGACUUUGGUUGUGACGCAGCCGCGACCUCUGGCACGUCCGAUCCAGUGUGUGAUCCAGUACACAAUCCGCAUCAUUGAAGUCACUCGGCUCCCAACGCUUACGUUACCUGUGGUCUAUGGUCCACGCAGCGCCAUUGCAUACGGGCAACCUGCUACCAUUGCGCUGGCGAAUCCGGCGGCUUCGUCGUCGCUGGAUCUGGACAUCCUUGUGAAUGCAACGACGCUCUUGUACGAGGCCACCCAACCCCCCAGUAUCGGCAACUUCGUCCCCACUCUCAAUGGUUUCGGUCGCUACGACAUUGGUACAGCGUCACCUACGCUGACGGUGUUUGAAGCCACACCAAGUGGUCUCCCUGUGCCACUCCAACUGGUCGUCACGAACGCAUCUGUGCCAGGCUCCCAAGCGCGCGCAAUGGCGAUUGACACCUUCGUGUUUCAACCUGAUACGUCGCCGAUCGUGUAUACGGCAGUCAUUUGGCCGUCCAUGGCCGUCGCGUGUCUUCAGGGCAAAGCGGCUACAUUCAACUUGACCCAUCUCGGUGCGCUCAACGCCACGCAGUGGGUAUUGGUCGUACCACGCGACGUGCCGCUGCAAAUCAAUCGCGCGAGUGCGGUGGCGUUGGAUCCUGUCAGUCUCUCGCCGACGUUGCUCGUACACGUCCAGCCACCCACGUAUUUUACAGGCCGGUUGGAAUUCGAAAUUCGCAUUUGCUCGCAGCGCGGGCAGCGCACCGUCAUUGAUCCGUACCUGGUCAUUGUGGACGUGACGCCGCUGCCUGUGCCGCCCAUGCCCCAAGUCGUCACUUGCAACACAUCGGUGACGUUUGGUGACGUAGCCGUCGUUACCAUGGUCAAUGUGCCCCUGUCGACAACGACAGCAUUUGCGAUUGAGAUUGAAGUGCUCAACGCGACCAUGGCCUCGUCGCUCGUUGCCGCCCAAGUCGUGGCACUUGAAACCAUCUCGCAGUUUCCGGCAGAGUACCAUUAUGCCAAUAUGACAAGUGCCACUGCAUGGCGCUGGACGCUACCGGUGGUAGUGCUUCCGUCGGGCACUGUUGCGGAUCGCCAUCUUGUGUCGCUAUCUGUCGCCGUGCAAAUGGCUCCCGAUUUUGCGGGCCAUGUACCACUGGCGCUUCGGCUCGUGUCGUUCUUGGCGGCCAACGCCAGCGUGACCGCCGAGUGGGUGUAUCAACAAACGGUGCAGUGGCACUACAAUCAAGUCCCGCUUGUCGAAGUUGCGCCGCUAUGGACCGUGACGACGCUCGAAAAUGUCGAUACGAGUGUGGCCUGGAUCGCGAUACUGACGCAACCGAUGUUGACCGGCACGUACUGGACGCAAGCGUACAAUCUUACGGGCAUGUCACUCCAGUAUGGCGUCAACCAAACGGUGCAAAACGCCUCCGUCAACACGCUCUUCGACAUUUCGCAAAGCAUCACCGCGGUUCGCGCAUCCAAAGUGCUUGCGGUGUCUGUAAACGUCUCCAUGUCUGAGAUCAUGAGCGACGAUGCUGUCCAGUUGCACGUGCUUCCGUACCGGUACGGCUCGAUUGACGUGACCCUCAACUUUACGUUUUACGGCGCCGACGAGUCGAUUCGCCCACGCAUUCUGAUGCAACCCAUACAACUCGACGUACUCCAAGUGGCGCAACAACCGGUGAUCGACUUUGUCCGGUCGCCCGCCGUUGUUGCCUCGGGCGACGUCGCUGACGUCACGGUUCAGAUUGCGUCACCGAUUCUGGACGGCUCCGAUACAUUGACGGCGCUUUUGUGGACCGACACCCCGAUGCUGCUUGUGCAAAAUGCGUCCAAUGAUGCUCUAGAAACGCACCAGAACGAAACGCUGCUCCGCUACGGGAUCCCGUUUGGCACUAGUUUCCGCCAAUCAAUCCAAGCAUGGUCGGCAGACUUCCGCGUCGCGGCCGUCGGCAACUUCAGUGGGCGAAGCAGUUUCUGCCUCGAAAUUCGCGCCAUUGCAACGACCAACACAACGUCCCGGGCAUCGGUGUUUCAUCGUUUCGCCAUCGACUUUGCACCGAGUGAUACACCGAUUGUGGUGCCAGCAAGCAUCGUGUCGAUGACCACGUUUGGUGGUGAAAUCUGGACCCUCGAUGCGCCUGCCCUUUUGCAUCAAACGCAUGCGCAACUGCCGUUGCCGUAUGCAACGUCGGCAAUAGCCUCCGCGCUGUAUGCGUACACCCUCGUGACUGCCAAUAUUGAUUGGCUACGAUUGGACAGCGGAAAUUGGACGCGACCGACGAGCCCGUACGUAGUGUACACGUCUCGGGACGCAGACGCACCGGUGCUGUCGCUUAUUCCAAGCAACGCGUCGAGUGCCAUUGUCCUUGACAUGGAGAUCCACUACGGCUUUGCCAGCGUCGUGCCGCGCAUUGUAGCGCCGGUGCGGGUGGUGCUAGCGGUCGCAGGUGUGCCAUCCCUCGCACCCAACCUCGUCCGCGUACAAGCGGCCAACAUUACCGCCUACGAUCAGCCCAACUCGAUCAACUUGACGCUCGAAUGCGCCAAAGCAGUGGUCCAUUUUGAGCCUACGACGCUGGCGUACCUUGUGAACGGACGAUCGGUUCAAGACACGGCGGUACUCAACAUAGGCACCGCGAUUCAGGUCGUCGCGUGGCCUCCUCUCGCCUCGAAUUUCUCAGGCGUCGUGCCAUUCCAAGUGUCAGCGCUCUGCGACCAUGGCCCAGCGCUCAGCGUGAGGAAGGACCUACGGUGGCUAGCCAACCCAGCAUCCUUUCGGCUGUCGCCGACCGCAGCCAACGCGAGCACGGAUGAAAAUACGUGGCUGCAACUGGCGCUGGGUUCGAUUCUGAGCGUGACCAACCGCACAGUCAACGACAUUCGAUAUCGCGUCGUGGCGUUGCGUUAUGUGACGCCGCUCGAUGGCAACAUCCAGCGAGUCGAGUUUGACAAUGCUACGCUCCUCGACAGCACGUCCAUUGGGCUGCUGCCACGGGCUCAGUUUUCCGGCAUUCUCUCGAUUACAUGGCUUAUCGAGUACGAAGGCGUUGACACCCAAUUUGGACAAGUUGUCGCACUUCAAAACCAGACGGCGACGCAUACGAUACGUGUGGUCGUACACCCAGUCGCGGUCGCACCGGCACUGGACUUGGCGACCGAUGGCGUCGUCGACUUUGGCAACUACUCGCGGGCAACGCUCCACGUCACGAUUGGUGGCGACACGUCACAGACGACGCAGUUGUACCUGUCGUGCACCGGCCGUAUCGUCGCCUAUUCAGGUGGCUUAUGGAUGCCAUUCUUUGGUUCGGUUCGGCUGGGAACGCUCAACCUGAACACGACGCUGCAGUGGGUCUAUGCUCCGAGUCAACCGACGGUCAGUGUUGUCGACUGCACGCUGCACUCGAUGACGACGUCGGUCGACCUUGGUCUUGGCACGGACCCCCGUCAGAUGCUGGCUACGCAAAGUAUCAACUGGACUACUGCAUGGCAACCUAGCGUGCAUGUUCCCGUCAUGCCUGUGCAGUCCUUGUCCUUUACUACCGUGGUCAACCGCUCGCUCGUACUUUCGCUGCCCGACUUGAUUUCGGCGCUGCCAAACGCUACGUCGUGCGCGUUCCAGUGGUAUACCUCGGACGUCCAGCGCAUCUUGACGGACGGGGUCGUCGUCAACGCGACGCGCACGAGCCAGCUUCCGCCGAAGUUUGCCCAAGCUUCCGGAAUUCCAUGCGCCAAUCUCUCGCAGCUGACCAUUGCGUUCACUCCGAGCUAUGUCGGACGCACGGCACUCCUUCUGGACAUCGGCACGCUUGCCGCGCAGUACCCGGUGGCCAUUACCGUCGUAGUCAAGUCAAUGCCCAUCGCCCCCCAUGUGCGAUUGUCGACCAAUGCCGUCGUCGCUUCGUACGAGCAGCCCGUGACGCUGGUCGCGUAUGCACCGGCGCCACCUGGCACCUUGGUGACAUAUCACAUCGUGAGCAGUCCACCGGUCAUCACAGCAAUUGGUCGCAACGACUUGUGGUUCACGGCAGACAACGCUGGCAUCAUUUCCAUGCGUCCAUGGGCGGCCGUCGACGUGACGCUUCAAGUGCUAGCACCCCUCGGAUAUGUGGGCUCGGUGUUAUUGACGUUGACCGCGCUCGUUCAAAAUGGCGGGGACGUUGCAUUCGAUGCGCAGGAGCUCAACGUGACAUGGCUGCGCGCGCUGCCACCACUGCUCGAAGUAUCGUCUGUCAGUAGCAUGUAUGCCACCGACAUGGCGUCCAUUCAGCUGCAAACAUCGCUCCAGCACCAAGACAGUGCCGUGGGCGCGCUCCGUGUCCUCAUGACAACGUCCCAAGCGCUUCAGAAUGUUACGCGUACGCUAAUCGCGUCUCCGGUUGCCUACAACAUCCAGCUCCCCGCCAAUGAGCUUGUCGUGACGCCGCUUCGCUACUUUGGGGGACCUAUCGUCUGGACCUUUCAAGCAACGAGCACUGCGUUUGGGACCUCGGCCAUUUCGGUCGCAUCGCUCAAUGUGACCGUCGUCCCUGUCGUAUCGACACCCAACGUCACGCUGGGCGUCCCAGCCAUGGUACAAAACACGUCAAGUAUUCUAAGCAUUCAAGUCGCGCGGGUUGAGCCCCUCGGGUAUACGGAAGUCUCCAAGUCGAUGUUGGUAUUUUCCAACUUUGGAAUUGACGCUGUGAAGGACGCUGUGACGAACACGUCCGUACCGUGCGUCGUCGUCGGGCCCAAUGUUACCGCAUGCCCACUUGCAAGCACGUUUGGCGCCGCGCGCAACUUUUCUCUGGUGCUGACACCGUAUUUGGACUAUGCAGGACCCGUCAAUUUUUCAGUGCUCACGAUCCACUCCAUCCUGGAGGCGCCACGCGACUGCAUGGAGCAGGCGUGGAACAGCUCGAUGCUGCAAACCUGCUGCGACAAUAUCGCCUCGCAGUGCACGGCCACGUCGUCGGCUGGGACUCUCAUGGUGCGCGGCAUUGCUGCCUACCCCAACGUAUCGGUGUCCCACACCAGCCUCGUCUCGAGCGUCCAAGCAAUCUCUGCCGUCAAGGUGUUUGCCCUUGACGUGCGGGAUCCGUUCCGCUUGCAGCUCCUCACGGCGGCGAUUGUGUGCCCGUCGAAUACACUCCAACGCGUCAUCGUGUCCCAGAAUUACACGCGGACCAACAUGACCAAAGGGGCAUUGGCCAAUGCAACGGCCGUGGACGUAUAUUCCCUGGCGUGGCUCCCGCGCAUCGCUCCGUGGGGGCUUGAACUCGUGUGGGCGACCAAUGUGACGACGAUGCGCUUCAACUGCACGCUCGUGGCGCAGUCGAGGUCCAUAUUGUUUCCCAACAGCACGGUGACGACCAACACGACGUUUGUCGUCGAAUUGAACUCGACACCGCCGGCUCUCACGCUGCCUCAAGCGUACAUCGAGGUGCCCGAAGGUCAGCCGAUCGUUUUGGCAGCGUCGCUGGCCACCGCGAACGCGACGCUCAUCCUCGAAGCGCCGCUCGCGGUCAUUCAACGGGUCGCUUUUCAAAACGCAUCGAUGCUGCUUGGUACGACGGCGCAGCUUGGGAACCGAACGUAUGUGUACGGCGGCGCGUCUGGGAUUCGCGGGGCGUUUGUCUUGACGACAUUCCCGACGUCGGGCGACGUCCUACUGCGCCUGUUCUCGUUCCCGACCGCGACGACUGCGACAAAUGUCUGGAAUGCAACGUUGGCGACGCAGGUGCUUGUCCAGAUCAACCCUCUCCCGAUGCUACCGCUCUUGUACGCCUCGCCAUCGGUGCUGUUUGUGCCGACAUCGCACACGAAUGUUACGACGAACGUCGCCGUGUCCAUGGCGCAUGUCGACGUCGAAAACGUCGUGUUCCUUCAGGUGGGCGUACCGCGGUUCCUUGUGACCGAUGUACGCUGGAACGGCCAGUUGCAAGUGCCUCGAGCGGUGAAUGCGACGACGCUGCUCUAUCAGAUCAAUGAGUCGAGCGCCCUGACGUCAGGGUCCAUGACGCUUUCGGUGCAGAGCUACUACGAUGGUCACUUUUCGGUGACACUCGACGCGUUCAGCGUCGUGCCCGCGCUAGGUCUCAUGGCGAGCAAUCGGUCGUACUUGUCGGUCGUCGCCUUUGCAUCGACGCUGGAUGCCACCAAGUUGGUGGUCGCACCGUCUGUCGAGGGCAGAGCCACCGACUUUAUUGAGGUUCCUGUCACAUCGAAUGUCUCGGACUUGGUGCUCUUGGAUUUGGAGCAGCGCUAUCUUGGCAAGGUGGUGGCUAAUGGCCUUGUGCUGCCGCGAACAGCGUGGGGCAACUCGAGCAUUCCAAGUUACACGCUGCCGCAACCCCUGACGCAGCUGUAUGUCCAAAGUCGACCGGGCUUUGCAGGCUUCUUCACGGUCGCACUUGUCGGCGUGGAUGCGUCACUAGCACUGGGCGUUGCACCUGUCCGCGUGCACGCGCAACCCGUGGCGUUGCCCCCACGAUUGCUUCUCGUGUCGGCCGUCAUCGUCAACGCGACGACGGUUUAUCUCGACGUCGUCUCGGACGUACCCAGUCCAUCCAACGGCGUCGAUGUACUGGCGCUCUCAAUGACCAUGCCCGUGUCUGUGCCAGUCGCCGCCUGUAGCGUUCCGUCACAGGCUUCGGUGCCCAUGCGCGUCAACGGAACGUUCCAGACGUUUGACAUCCCAUUCACCACGACGACUGUGCGCUUUGUACUUGCGCCAAAUUACGUCGGCACGUUCAGCGUUGCAGUGUUGCUGACAGAUACGAGCGGUCUCGUGUCGACGGCGUCCGUGGAAACCAUGAUUGACCUCGUCAUUGCUCCUCGCGCCGCCCCUCCGGCGGUUGCGUGGACGUAUGCACUGUCGUCGCAGUUUUCAAGCCCGUCAGUCGUCAACAACGCCCUCAACGCAUCGAGUCUUCUCAACGCCACCAGUCUUUCCAAUGUUUCCAGCGCGUGGAAUACAUCUGGAAACGGCAACAUCUCGAGCACCGGGACUAUCACGACGAUUGCAUCGGUGACACGGUCGCUUCAGAGCUCGAUCACGUUCAACGGGUCCGAGACUUGGCUCGCGUUCGUGCCAACUGUCUCCGUGACGGACCUGUCCGAGCUGGAGAUUGGUUCGGACGCGCCGCGUUUGCUUUCAAGCCGUGCUGUACCGAGCGACUAUAUUGGCAGCUACGUAGUGCUGCCACCGCCCCAAGUAUGGACGAAUCCGUACAUGUACGGGGCUAUGACGACGCUUCUCGGUGCGACGACCGCGAGUUUGCACCAAGCCACGGGCGUCUCGCUACAAACGACGUCACAAUCGUCCCGCGUCGUAGCCGUCGCGGUGCGCAUUACGCCCGCCGCCCAAGUGCCCACCGUGGCGCUGCAGCUGCCGUCGCCCAUCGACGGCUACGGUCCGUGGGCUGUGUACGAGGCCGACCCGGUUGGUUUUGCGAUCACCGCCACGACCGCGUACGCGGUGCCGACGCAAGUGCUGCAAAUCCGGUUGAGCGUCAGCAACUCCCAACUGAGCAACGUGUCAAUCAACGGCACAGUGCUGGCGCUGCCAAAGACUGGCCCGGUGGUGUUUCCGUCGACGUUGCCUGCCAAUGUCCUACCACUGACGACCGUGUCGCUGCCAGUCGUGCGCGGCGUCUUUGGCUUGCUUCCGAUGCAGCUCUCGGUUCAAAACACCGAGACACUCAACAACGACUCGCAACUUGUCAUCCAAAGUUGGAACGUCACUGUGGUCCCGGUUGCGCACGUACCGAUACUCGUUGUGCGACCGAGUGCGACGACGCUGCGUGAGUCGGACGUGCUGCAACUGAUGGCAACGGCGACUGCCCUCUCGACAACCGAAAACAUUUCGAUCUCGGUCGCGUCAUCACCGAUGGAAGCCGCGCUAACGCUGCAAUUUCGCGGCGGGACGCUAUCGUUUCUUCCGUCGGGGGCGAACGUGACACUCUCGCUCGCCAAGUACUGGUUUGGCUCGCUCCAGCUCAACGUGACGGCGCUCGCACAACAGUCGAUGGCGAGUCCCCGGGACAAGGCCAGCAACAGCCAGUUGCUCAACAUUUCGGUGCUGCCGGUCGCGUACCCGCCACUGCUGGUCGUCAACCAAUCACAGUACGGUGUCAUGGGGACAUGGGUCACGGUGCCUAUCAACAUAUCGGCACUCGUCGUAAAUCGGUCAAGCGGCAUCGACGAGUGGACGCUCAACUUGGUCGCGCGGGCGGGCGCACUCAACGUCUGGGCCAACCAAACGCUCUUGACGCGCAACGCGUCACUGAGUAAUAUCACGCUGGAUUUUUUCACGCUACCGGUCUCGGGCGAAGUGAGCGUCCAGCCCACGACGGCGCAUGGCGGUGUCUACGUCAUCGGACUCCACAGUACGGACCGUGUCGCUGUCUCCAGAACAAACGCGACAACGGUGCAACGAUCGACGCUUUACAUUGCUGGUAUCCGCGUCUCGGCCAACGCCACGUCGAUGGACCAAGGCACGUCGGUGCUCUUUACCGUCGCGGUCAACAGCCCGCCCGUCGCACCCGUGACGAUUUCGCUUGCAUGCAAUGACACGUCACGCCUUGUCGUGCCGGUGCCACUUGUCGCGACGACAAACACGACUCUGCAAUGGCUGUUGCGGAGUACGCGCGACUUUAUGGACAAUGGCAACAACUUUGUCAACUGCGCCAUGGUCAUCAACACAACCGAUGUCUACUACCAGCAAGUGCCACUGCCCAACACGUCGCUUGUGCUGGUGAACAAGGACACGUCUGGGUUUGCAUUGCGCGGCACGAUGCUCAACAAUAAGGUGCAGCUCACAGUCGCCGAGGGCGGGUUUCCCGACUCGUAUACGGUUGCACUGACGUCCAAGCCGUUUGACGAGGUCGAUAUCUUUAUGACGUCCAACGUCUCGAACCUCCGAACGACGCCACCGCUCUUGGUGUUUACACAAGACAACUGGAACGUGCCGCAAACCGUCGUUGCCAACGCGUCAAAAGUGUCCAACAUCAUUGGCACAGUCCCAGCAUCCAUUGUGCAUACGGUUGUGACCAACGAUACCAAGUACGCGGCGCUGCAGAAUUUUACCGUCGGUGUCUCGCUGCUUGUGACGUCCGAUACGACACCGCCGCCGUCGCUUCAGUCGGCCCAGUUUGGCAACACGGGGGCCGACAUCCUCUUGACGUUUUCGCGGGACGUGGACCUCUCGUCGUUCCCGACGCCGGCGAGUUUUGUCUGCACGAGGCUGCUCGUCUUCACGACAGGGUUCUACGGCGACGUUCCGACGUGCGGAUGGACGUCCAAGAGCUCCGUGCGCAUCCUUCUGGGAAAGUCCCCGACCGUGCUGCCGGGCGAUAAGAGCCAAGUCAUCGCCGGGCUAAAAGCGACUGCCACGUCGACGUUGACCAUGCCGACCUCGUACAUUGCGAUUCAAACACCUGCCAACCCGCCCGUGCCCAAAGUCAGCGUCACAGGGCCGCAAAAUCUCGGGUCGUGCGACGAUCUCGUACUUGAUGGGCGGUCGUCGUCUGGGGGCGGCGGGCGCGCAAUGGCGUGGGUCUGGACCAUCGCCAACGCGCCCGACAUUGCGACAACCCUCUUGGCGCUCGGGACGACGGCCCAAACCGUGUCGCUACCAGCGAGUACGUUCAUCGCUGGCGGGACGUAUACGUUUUCGCUGACAAUCACCAACUUUUUUGGUGCGUCCGGAACGUCCGGGUCCAUCGUCGUGACAAAAGCGAGCACGCCGCUGCCUGUCGUGUCGAUUGACGGUCCGAGCACAGUCUCGUUGACUAAGUCGUCGACUCUAGCGCUCAACAGCGUCGCCACCCCCGCAACAUGCGGCAAUACGGACGUUUCGAGCAUUGCGCUGAGCUUUCAAUGGUCCAUGAUCCAGUCGUCCGGUGUCGUAACAGUUGUCAGCUCGACGAGUCGCAACCCGCGGCAGCUGCGGUUACCGCUACGGACAAUCGCGUACGGAACGUAUACCGUCCAGGUGCUCGUGGGAGUUUUCGGUCAGCCAGCGCAAAUCAACUCGGCGUCUGUGACGCUGCAAGUCGUCCCGUCGGCUUUGGUCGCUGUCAUCUCAAAUGGAUUUCGCACUGUCGGCAACCAAGAAGACCUCGUGCUCAGCGGCACCUCGUCCAACGACCCCGACGCUUCGACGACGGCGCUCCUGUAUGCGUGGCAGUGCGUCGACGCUACGACGGGCGCCGUAAGCUGCGGCAACGUCGCCAUCACCAACGGGUCGACGACGGCGGUCGCCAAAGCCAAUCUGCCGCCAACGACCACGAUUCGCAUUCUCCUGACGGUCUACGAUCCAGCAACGCAACGCAGCGCACAAGCAUCGACGACAUACACGGUGCUGUUGGGAAGUCCGCCGAAGACGACGGUGGCACCGCUGUCGCAGCUCAAGUACAACCCCGACACCAAGAUCGUCCUGAAUGGUGCCGUCACAAGUGCAAUCGACACCAGCCCCACGGCUCUUUGGUCGGUCCAGGGCGACACGACGUUCGCCACGGCUGCAUUUGGGUUUGCGCGGACGUCAUUGACGAUGCUACUGCUACCCAAUACGCUCACGGCGGGCAAGACAUAUGUUUUUGUCCUCACAGGCACCGACAAGUUUGGUCAAUCGAGCAAUGCGACCAUCAGCGUUCAAAUCAACGAGCCACCGACGAGCGGCCUCCUCUUGUCGUCGCCGACGUCAGGCACGACGCUCGCCACGUCCUUUGCCUUGUCGAGUCUCAACUGGGUCGAUGUGGAUUUGCCGUUGACGUAUGCUUUCAAGUACAUUGUCGGCCCCGCUUCCGCGGGUGCGACCGAGAUUGCGCUCGGCGACUACGCGCUCAGCACAUCGUUCACCACCGUCUUUCCGCUCGGCGGCGGCGCCAACUCGACGAUCACGAUCGUUGCUUAUGUGGCCGAUGCAUAUGGGUAUGCAACCAAAGUGUACAGCGAGAUCGUCGUCGCGGCACCGACGGGGUCGGCCGCGGCGCAACAGACGGCGCUGUCAGACCAAAGCUCGCUGCUCGCGUCGUCGGCCGCGAGCACCGACCCCGGUCAAGUCGUUAACCUCGUUGGCAUGCUUGCAUCCAUGCUCAAGCCCACGACGACGUCAUCCACUGGCUCGGGCAGCAGCGGAAGCACGACCACCCCGGCGCCAACGGCAUCAGUGGCCCCUGGUGCGACGCCGGCGCCGACUGUGUUGGUGUUGAAAUCGUGCCCGUCGUCGUCGACAUCGGCCGUGUGCUCUGGCCACGGUACAUGUGUCCUCAACCCUCCGAGAUGUCCAGUGACGAACAUCGACUGCACGGCCACAUGCACCUGCGAUACGUCGUGGUACAACACGGACUGUGCAACGUCCCAAGCCGACUAUGACCAGAAGCAAGCUAUGCUUGGGAACCUGUUGACCGCCAUGACAUCUGCUGCAUCGACCAUUGAGCCCACCGCCAAGGCCGUCGAGCAGCAGACGUCGGCGGUGCAGUCCAUCACGGCCAACUCGGGGCUUUUGAGCCCAACGCAGCAGACUCAGGCCCUCGACUUGGUUGCGAGUGUUCUCUCGGCGUCGUCGCAGGUGCAGCUAUCUACCGCUGCGACAACCGCCGUCGGUAGCUCCAUCUCCAAUCUUCUCGACGCCUCGAGCACGACAACGUCGAGUCGCCGACGUCUCACGGGCGCGACCAACAGCUCUGCGGACGCGGCAGCCAAGGCGAUCAAGGUUCAAUCCACAGUCGGUCUCCUGGCCUCUGCCAUGCUCAACGGCAUCGUACCGGGCGAAGAAGCUGUGCAGAUGAACUCGAAGAACGUCAAGAUGGUGCUACAGCGGCACGACCCCGCCAACUUGAAUGGUGCGCUGGAGCUCCCCCUCUCCGCAAGUCAAGUCCAGGCCAACUACUCCAAGCAAACGUUCACGCUGCCGACCAACUUGCCCGCGUCGUCGGCGUGCGCGCAGGCCGUCGACACGCACGCCACGUUCCUCGCGCAAAAUGUCUACCAAUAUGCGAAUGCGAGCUCCAACAUCAACUCGGGCAUCAUUGGUCUCAAGCUGCUCUGCGACUACUCGAGCACGCCGCUUGCGGUCGCCAACCUCACGAGCGGCAUUUCGAUUCGCAUGCGCAAGCUGGCGCAGUAUCCUGUCCCGGGUGCGCCGACAAGCGGGAAUGUGUCGUGUGCAGCGGGGCCACCGGUUCACUUCAACAUUACGUGCAGCGUUGAGCAGCAGCUGUACAAGCUCGUAGCGUGCAACGGGUCGGCCAACUACACGGUGCAGUACACGUGUCCGCAGUACAUUCCGACACCCAAGUGCCAAUAUUGGGACUCGGCGGCGGGCGCGUGGUCGACUGCCGGCUGCAAACAGCUCCCCGAUCCGGACGACAAUUACAUGCUGUGCGUCUGCGAUCACUUGACGGACUUUAGUACGCAAGUCGACAUGGCGCUUCAAGCGGUCGAGGACAACUUCUUCUCGGUGAUCGAGCACCAAACGACCGUUGAAGACGUCGUGCAGAACAUUGGUGUCGUCAUCACGAUGGGGGUCAUGAUAAUCCUCUAUGGUGUGAGUCUCCUCUUUUGCCUGAAGUGGGACCGAGACGACCGCGCCAAACGGCUAAAGUACGCGCUCACCAAGAGCAACGAGCCCAAGCACAUCGACUUGCGCAGCCUCUUUGAGCUGCCAAAAGUCGUCGCGGCCAAGACGCGACGCGAGAAAGCCCGGGCGCUCCUCUCUGGGUUUUGGGAUGGCUUGAAAGCCAACCACCGUAUUCUCUCGACCAUCAUGCAAUACGACGAAACGUUUACGCGACCGCAACGCGCCAUGAUCAUCUUUACCGUCACGAUGAGUCAGAUGUUUAUCAACGCACUCUUGUACAAGUUGCGACAAAUGGACCCGAACAUUGGCACGGUCAUCGUCAGCGGCCUCGUCUCAUCCGUGUGCAUGAUGCCCGUGACCCUCGCGUUUGUCAUUCUCUUUCGCAAAGCCGGCAAAAUGCACGACUACACGGUGCGGUACGAGAUCGAAGAUGACGACCACAUCGUCGAGGUCGAAGUCGACGCGUACGGCAAGCCCGUGCAAUACUCAAAGUACGACAUGCUUUGCAUGGACCUCCAAGGGCUUCUCAAUGCCGUGCCGCAUGGCGCAUACGCGCGGAUGCUCGCGCGUCUCGAGCGCGAUCCGAACCUCACGUCGCUUGCCAGCAUCGUGUCGCAGUCGCUCUACUUGAUUUUGAACAACCGAGAAGUGCGCGAACCCGAGCCGCUCGACGACAUCACCGUCGAACUCGUGCCGAAAAACACGUCACGGUCCCACUUUUCGUUCUUUUCCAAGCCCAAGGUGGUCUUGCCGGCGACCGGAUCGCCGGCCAACGUACCCGUCGAGGACGACCCGAGCCUUCUGAGUGUCGAAAGUGCAGUCGACAAGCUCUUGGCGCUGUGGUCGCCCCAUGCCGACGUGUACGGUCGUCUCAACAAGUUUGAACCGACCGCGAUUGUGUCGUCGACGCGCUCCAAGCUCGGGUACCUUCUGCAGCAAGCGAUCGAGCUGCAAAAGAAAGAGACGUCGCGCGCGUCGACCGCCGAAGUCGACGAGCUCGCGAGCGUCGCCUCGAUCCUCGCGUGGUGCCGCAAGUGCUACGAGUGCGCCGAGUGCUUUGCCGACGACACGAACGCCGUCCUUCGCCACGCCAAGCACGAAAUGCAGCGCACGCGUGAACAGCUCGUCAUGACGCGGCGCAUGGUACAAAAGCAGCUCCGCGACCGGUUGCAGCACUUUCGAUCCAACAUGUAUGCGGCGCCGCGCGAUGCCUCGGGGUCGCUCCGCCAUGGAUCCCUCAAAGACCAUAAAAAGGUGGUGCUGCAGUCGGUCCACAACCAAGUCCAGGUCGUGAUUCAAAAGACAAGACACCAUAUGACCGAGACGCAGCGGCGGCUUCAAGACGCGCGCCGCAAGUCGCGCGUCGACCACAAGCUCAAGACCAAAGAGGCCAAGAAACAAAUGACAGAAAUCCUCGGCAGCCUCCACGGUCUUGCGCGCUGGAAAAAGCGGUUUGAACUCUACCAAGAAGCAAAGGAGAAGAAGCUCGUGGACGCGAUGCCGCUCCACGAACGCCAGCGCUACCUCAACGAAAGCGAGAAGCUCAAGAAGCUCCGGUUUGGCGCGCGCCUCAUGUACAACCUCUUCUUGCGCAAAGCGCCGCAGCGUCUCGAGAAGCCGAUCUUCCCCGAGUUUGUCAACUACAUCUUGUACGCCAUGUGCACGGGCAUCGAUGCGUUCACAGCCUACUUUAUUCUCCAGUUUUCGUUCACGGUCGGGCACGUUGUCGCUAGCAUGUGGAUAGGCUCGCUCUUUACGGGUCUCGCCAUGACGUACCUCGUCUCGGACCCACUCCACAUCUUCUUGCGCGUCGGUGUCUUGCCGCUCGUCGCAUCCAUCUUCCUUGUCAAUACCGGGCUCUUUGAGGCCCUCGGGACAGAGAUCGUUGCCGUGGGUGCGGCCGCCGCCGUCGGUAUCGCUGGCGUCGCCAAGUUCCGCGAAAAGAAGGCGGCGCGCCUCCUUCCCGUCGGGGUUGUCGAAGGCCCCUCGGCGCAACUCGCGAGCGCCGACGCGCCGCCCGUAUUGGCACCGGCGCCAAGUGCGCGGCUCGUGCUGGAGGUGCCACCCGUCGCAUCGGAGCCAGUGGUGGCGUCCAUCGUGUCGGAACCGGUACCGGCACCCGUGGUACCGGAACCGGUGGUGACGCCGGCGGGGGUGUCGGUGGUAUCGGACACGAUCACGGUGCCUGCCGCGUCGAGACCGGCCACGACCAUUGUCGAAUCGGUACCGCAACCUUCACCGAUCGUCGACGACACGACGGCGCCCAUGGCGUCUUUCAAGUCUUUGCCCAAGGUCAUCAACGUUUCUCCGCGACCGGCACCAAGCAGUGCAACAGCAAGCGCCACCAAGCCGCUCUUGGCUGGACCGUCGAUGGCUGCUCUGCCAGCACUGGCAGCGACCGUCCAGGACACAACGUCCGACGCCGCGUCGUCGAUUCGCGCCGCCGAUCCAGUAGUUGUUGCCGCCGCAUUGACCGCCGAGCUGGCCACGCCCGUGCCUCUGGUUGAAUCGUUCGUCUGCGAAUGCGGUGCCAGCAUGCUCCCCGACGAGCAUGUGCAUCAUCGCGAGCACGACUGCUCGCACCGUCUCGUGCAAUGCCGCGCUGGCUGCGGCGUUUACAUCCAACUCCGGGCGCGCAGCAGCCACGAGAUGAGCCAGUGCCGCCUUCUCUUGUGUGCAUGCGGCAAGAUGGUGCUGCGUACCAAGAUGACAACACACCUCGAGACCGAGUGCGCCCUGCGGAGCGUCACAUGCCGUCUCGGCUGCGGCGCGUCAAUGCCGCUCAACGCGCGCGAAAAGCACGAGCGUUCGGAGUGCGACCUGCGCGUCACGUCGUGUCCCGACUGCAACACGGUGUUGCCGGUGCGCGAGCUGGCGACGCACCGAGCGACGUGCAAGACCAAGGCAGUGGUGCGCGGGCCCGCGACCAAGCUCUUGGUCACGCAGAGCAGCAUGCUUACGUUGGGCGAAGACGCUUUGGCCGAACCCAGCGCCCAGCGGCCGGUCUCCCCGCCGUCGCCGACAACAUCGCGGCUUCAGGGCCCACCGCUUGCAAUUCCAACGACCAAGGCGCCGCGCGGCCCGUUGGUGCCACCGACCACGUCGCCUGUCGCCCGCCGCGCGCGGGCACCGCCUGUGGCUACAGCCACCCCGGGUGUGUUGCAAGGCCCACCGCUCGUGCUCGCACCCGGUGCGAUUGUCGACGAGGCCAAGACCAAGGACGAUCUGGCUCGAAAAGGCGUCGCAAUGACCGCGGCGGCCGAAGGCGCCAAGCGACUGACCAACGAGUCGGACGCCAAGCCCCGGCGGGCCGAUGUCGCCGAGGCGCUCGUGGAAAAGACCGGUGCCGGGCAGAUGGCCAAGUCGGCCUUUGAAGGCGCGGCGACGACGCUCUUUGAGGGCACGGUGCCCGCCCGCACGCAGCCGUUGCGCGGUCCACGCACUGCCAACCCGUUCCAGCCGCCGUCCGACGCCAAGCCGUCGACCUAGCACCUAACCCUAUACACUACACAAUGCAUCCAUCGAAACCGCCAAGAUGUCCGUCCAAUGCCAUACAUAUAAACCAUUUAGUAUAUGCAUAUUGUAUGCAAGAUCACCCUGUA